GGAGACUCGACCUCGACUCCAUCGAACAGACGCCGACCAGCUUAGCAGGUUUUAAAAAUUGUCAUUGGCAUCCCUCCAAAAAGCACCAAACCCUGUUUGCUCAUGGACAUAUCAAGCCGAGACCGAAAGAACCACGAGCAUGAGCUCCAGCAGCAUGGAUACUGGUGAUCAAGAAGAAGAAGAAGUGACAGCUCCUACUAGAGUUUCGAUAAGCAGCGAGGAUGGUCUGAAGGAAAAAAUGGCAGAAGCAGCAAAGAUAGCUACCGGCAGUGCAGAACAAGAUGAUAAUGGGGAUGUCACUAAUACUACAGAUGCUGUACAAGAGCAGCUACCUUCCACCGCGGAUGUUGAACAAAGCGAUACGAUUGCAGUUGCUACUACUACUGAUGCUGAUAAUACUGAUCCAAUGGACGUGGCAAACGGAGGCCCUGACGAUGACGUCGAGGAAUCCAAUGACUUGAAGCACCAUAUACCCUCCUUUGCUUCGACCAGUCUCAUUACCGACGAAGGGGAUGACGAUAACAAUGACAACAAUGACAAUGCUUUGAAUGAUGAUAAGAUGGAGGAAGACAUGGGAGAUGUUAAUGCGGUCAUGUUGACACAGGCAGUGGAUGAUGAUGAUGAAGCCAAUAACUAUGAUUCAUCAGAUGAUGAUUCCGGAGAAGACGACGAUGACGAUGACGAUGCUUCUGUACAGACCAGUGGCUCGCCUGCUCAGGCCAAUACACCGAUGGAAGUGAGGAAAGCCAGAAUAGAUCAGAAGAGAGCCGAAGCCGAGCAACGAAAACAAGGCUAUGAGCGCCAUUUAGGACUCGCAUUUGAAAUCAACGACCAGCAGCAAGGCCAGUUGACACCAUCACCGCGCACUCCCAAGGAAAAAGAAAACAAAAUCCAUUAUUACCAGGAACAGAUACCACAGGGCAUGUGCUUUCAAACUCCCUACAAUUAUUAUCAACACAAUGCCGAUACAAAGGAAAAAGACGAUGUCGAUGCACAAGAAAAAGAAAUCGAGUUCAUCCAACAAUUGGAGCAGAAGUAUCCUUAUCGACAAGCGCAAAUACGACAAUUAUGGAGUCUGCUGUCGCCGGCAUUGCCCUCGGACACUGCAACCACACGACACAAUGCUCCGGCGCCUAUUUUUGUGACGGGCCCACAGGGAACGGGGAAAACCACGCUGGUGCGAGACAUGGUCGCGGGGUUGCAGCAGACCAGGACGUGCUGGACGAUUGGCAGUCGCGUGGGAUGUGCCUAUGUCAAUUGUGCCACGGCCAUUACCAUGGAGGAAAUUCUCCAUGAUGCCUUUCGACAAUUGGCAGCGGAUAUGAAACUUGGAAGACAGAAAAGUCAAGAAACACCCCGUCCAAAACGAAAGCGACCACCAAAACGAGCCACGCCAGUUCAGAUGGGAUUCUUGGAACGGGUAGCCAAGAUGCGGCGAAUGAUGGAUCAGGGAGAACCAGACACUGCUCCGGAUGCUGUCAGCAACAACCAGGAUGCGGUAGCUCCGACGGGCAAGGAUGCUCCGGAUUCUCCAGAACCCGUACCUACAGCACAACACGACAACAGUGACAAUAGCGUCGAGGAAAAGCACGCCACACCCGGGUUUCUGUUUCAACCGCGACGAUCGAGUAGGGUGCGUCAUUGGGCAGAACCCAACGAGGCUAGCAACGUUGACAAGCAGCAACAGCAACAACAACAAGUCAAGCCACCACCCAAAAUGAAAAAGAUCUCCAAGGAGGCAAGCUUGGAUCUCAAAGCCACUGCCCCCUCACCGUCACGAGGAGAAGAAGGCUUGACGUCCGCAACGAUAGCCCGAACAAAUGUGGCAGCGGCAUCAUUUGGACAACAAGUCAAAGAAUCUCUCUUUAGACAUUGCGACGAUUGCGCCUUUUUGAUUCUGGAUGAGGCCGAGCGGUUGCUCUCACUGUCCACAUCUUCUAGACAACACUAUUUGUCUCAGUUGCUAUUGCUGCCCCAGACAAAGGGGUUGAAUCUGACAAUCAUUGUAAUCACAAAGAGCGUCGCCUUGGAUCACUCGCGAUUCGAUAAUUCGUUCAGCACCCUAUCGAGUGCCAUACAACCAUUAAAGGUGCACUUUCAGGCCUACAAAGGAAAGGAAGCCUUCAAACAGAUAUUGGCUCAGCCAGCCCUGAUAAAGCGAAUCAUUGGCCCCGCCAUGUUUGCCUCCCAAUCUUCCGGCAACGAUCCCUUCUCACAAGCUGUAGUCAAGUCAUUUCUCAACACACUCGUCCAGGGGCUGUACGGUUCCAUUCGAGACCUCAAAGAGAUGUUUCGACUGGGGCGCACCCUUUGGCCCAAGUAUAUGCUUCCCCUCCAUUCUAGCCGGCUUGAGCAAACCACGAAAAGCUUACACAACCUGUUUCCCUCCUUGAAGAAUGCACCGCUGUCCCUAGAGUCGCACUGGAAACAAAUUGUCUCAUUUCUUGACCAACAGAUACGUCCUCAUGUGAAACAUUGCGUACAGGUGUCGAUGUAUUCCCUCGUGGGUGGGUCGUCGGACGGUCCCAAGUCUGCCACUAGAGCCUCACACGACAAAGCACUCAGCCUGUCAUAUCUGACGAGGUGCCUCAUGGUGGCGGCGUUCAUCUGUCAAACCAACAAAGCCGACAAGGACAAGCAAGUGUUUACCAUCCAAAAGAAUGGAAAGAAGAACAAUGCAAACAAGAAAAAGAGCCCCGGAGAGGACUUGGCUUUUGGAGCCGCAAAGUCUGGCCUGUCCAAAAGCUAUCGACCUCGAAUGUUUCCCAUGGAAAGGAUGCUGUCGGUGUUUGUGAGUAUUGUGGGUCUCAACAAAGAGAACCAAAAGGGGGCGAAUGGAAGUGGAAGUGCUGGUGAUAUUGAUGUUCAACCAGGUCACGUAGGGGACACAGACUUCUUUCAGUCCCUGUCAAAUUUGCGUGACAUUGGUGUGCUUCAUGACAGACCCAGCUCCUCCACCACAGACGUUGCCAACAUGAUUGCACCAAGGUUUUGGUGCUCCUUGACACGAGAAGAAGCUGACGUUGUAGCCAGGAGCGUGAAUUUCCCUCUACAGCAUUUCCUCUAUUGAACCCAGAAUAACUGCUACUAUUACUGUAGGUUCAGGAGCAUAUCGCUAUCGAUGAAAAAUGGACUACGCGUCGUGCCGUAUAGAGGUAUAGAUAGCACACGUUGCUGUCGAGGAGCCACGAGCUUGUGUGUGGUGUGCAUCUUAUGCCGUGGCGUAAGCCUUGCUUUGAAGCUGAGCGUAGUGCGGCAGUGAUUCAUUUAGCACUCGUUGUACUAGUAGUCGUUGCCAUCGAUGGUCUUAGUCCUCGAAGCUCCGCCCGAGAGCAUGAGAGGACAACUGCUAUGCCAGAUACCGGUUGCCAAAGUAGUUUUUCCGUGCUCUCUAACAAACUCGGUCCUCUCUGUGAGGUGUAUU
Messenger RNA from Seminavis robusta, 3424 nucleotides. The record is from the annotation of a GenBank genome assembly. NCBI's taxonomy places the organism in Eukaryota, Bacillariophyta, Bacillariophyceae, Naviculales, Naviculaceae.